Molecule: messenger RNA, 1614 nt
Organism: Cryptomeria japonica (Japanese cedar)
Lineage: Eukaryota; Viridiplantae; Streptophyta; Pinopsida; Cupressales; Cupressaceae
Product: probable LRR receptor-like serine/threonine-protein kinase At1g07560
Exons: 12
Coding region: 1-1614 (537 amino acids)
Biological process (GO): protein phosphorylation
Molecular function (GO): protein binding; protein kinase activity; ATP binding
Source: RefSeq, a predicted model, not a curated record
AUGGGUGCACUAUAUUGGAACCAUGUGAUAAUCAAGUAUGUUGCUCUGACUACUAGUCCUUUAACACUGGAUGAACUCAAAGAACAACAGGCAAACAUUCAAGCUCUUGAAGCAACUGUAAGUACUUUAUCCGACUCUAAGUAUAUUGAUGUUCAUGGAUUAGAGACUACAAAUGAGAUGGUUUUGAUGAAUCUAUCAAGAAAAGGCUUAACGGGUAGUAUUCCUGCUAACAUUAGCAGUCUUACAGCAUUGGAGAUUAUUGAUCUGUCUAACAACAACUUAAACGGAACAAUACCCGAAUCGCUGGCUACUUUGACAAACUUGAAGAAACUUGAUUUGGAGAACAACGACCUCGGGGGAACAGUGCCCGCAGCUUUGAAAAGUAAAAAGAACCUAAAUCUCAGUCUUUCGGGAAAUGUACAUCUUUGUUAUGAAGGCCACAAUUUUUGUAGAAGGAAAUCCACAAGCAAAGGUUUGAUUAUCGGUUUAGCUGUUGGUUGUAGCGUCAUAGCACUAUUAAUAGGCGCCUUCACUGCCGUCGUAAUUAAUCGUAGAAAUUCCAGAAGAAGCAAUGCUACAGAAUCCGCGGUUUCCGAUAACACGCAAGUUGUAAUCGAACCAAUUCGCAGAGAAUACAGCUACGAAGAGGUCAAAGAAAUGACUUAUGAGUUUAAAAGGCAAAUUGGGAAAGGAGGAUAUGGACCUGUAUUCUACGGUCAGUUAAAGAACAAACAGGAAGUAGCAGUCAAAAUAUCCUCAGAAACAUCUAACCAGGGGACGCAUGAAUUUACUACGGAGACUGUCUUUCUCUCAAGACUACAUCACAAAAAUCUUGUGUCUUUACUGGGAUAUUGUUGUGAAGGACCACACCGAAUAUUGAUUUACGAGUUUAUGCCUAGGGGAAGCUUGCAUAGAAUUCUCCAUGGAACGUCUUCAUCAAAGCAGUGCCUUGACUGGGGAAGAAGGCUUGACAUAGCCUUAAAUGCAGCUCAAGGAUUGGAGUACUUACAUUCUGGAUGCAAACCUCCCAUAAUUCAUAGAGAUAUCAAAUCAGACAAUAUAUUACUAAGUGAAAGAAUGGAAGCAAAAAUAGCAGAUUUUGGGCUGUCAAAGGAUGGGCCAGCUAGUGAAGCAAGUCAUGUCUCAACAAAUGUGAAGGGCACAUUUGGCUACCUUGAUCCACAAUAUGCCAACACUGGGAAUUUAACAGAAAAAAGUGACGUAUAUAGCUUUGGCGUUUUAAUUUUAGAGAUCAUCUCGGGAAGAAAGCCUAUUUAUACGAAUAGUUCAGAUGAAAGGAUUAACAUUCUAAGCUCGUCAAGGUUGAUGAUUUCUGGAGGAGAUAUUGACAGCUUGAUAGAUCAAGAUGUAGGGGAAAUCUUUCACCCGGGUGCAAUGUCUAAGCUUGCAGGACUAAUAAUGUCGUGUACAGAGGAGCAAAAAAAUCAUAGAACCAAUAUGAGCCACGUUGUGAGUGAACUGAAAGAAGCUCUUCAACUACAACAUACAAUAGGUAGGGGAGAGGAUGGAGUAGUAGAACACCCUAGCUACACUCCAAUUAAUGUUGAAUUCUCAGCGGCUACCAUAGAGAGCUCCGUUCUCUCUCCCAGAUAA